AUGGAUCCACUAAGUAUUGGCUCCAGCGUUCUCAGUUUACAUCAGCGAGAAAACAGCGAGCAGCACAAAGACGAUGCCUUCCGAGAGAUCAUUGCCAGCUGCCGGUCGCUGAGCAAGUAUGAGACGAACAUCAAGUCCGCCCUGCCCCAGAUCCUGUCGGCGAUCGUGGCCGCCUCGUUCCACAUCGUCAUCGGCAUCUCGCUGGCGUACUCGGCCAUCCUGAUCCCGCAGCUGGAAAUGCCGGACAGCGACAUCCCGAUCACCAAGGGCCAAUCGUCGUGGAUCGCGUCCAUCAUCGUGAUCAUGGUGCCGAUCGGAUCGCUCGUGGCGGGUGUCAUGAUGGAGUUCCUCGGGCGCCUGAACACGAUCAAGCUGGCGGCGGUUCCGUGCGUGGCCGGCUGGGUGUCGAUUGCCCUCGCCGAAAACUUCACCUGGAUCAUGGUCGGGCGGGUACUGACCGGUUUCGCCUGCGCUCUCGGAACCAGCCCUGCGAUCGUGUACAUUACGGAGGUGGCCCGGCCCGAUAUGCGCGGUUCGCUAAUCUCAUCCGGUCCAACGUUGGCCUCCCUGGGCAUGGUCAUCGCCUACGCCAAAGGUGCCUUCAUGCACUGGCGGUUGGUGUCGUGGAUCUGCAUCAUCUACACCGUCGUACCGGUGCUACUGAUUCAACUCUUCGUGCCAGAGUCACCCGUUUGGUUGGUGUCGAAGGGGCGCAUCGAGGAUGCGGCCCGCUCGCUCCGCUUCCUGUACAAAAAAUAUCCCCAGCCAGAGCACACGGAUCAGCCACUCUCGGAGAUGCACCUGAACGCACUGCUCAAGGAACGUGAAACCAAAAUUGCCGAAGCGCAGAAGAACGUCGACCGGCACGGGGUGCAGCAGUCGAAGCUGCGCGGGUUCCUCAAGCCCACCGGCUACAAACCGAUGAUCAUCCUGUUCUGGUUCUUCCUGAUCCAGCAGUUCAGUGGCAUCUACAUCACGCUCUUCUUCGCCGUCACCUUUAUCCAGGACGUCGGCACGGAGGUGAACGCGUUCACGGCGUCCAUCUUCGUCGGGCUGACGCGCUUCACCAUGUCCUUGCUGAAUGCCUGGUUGUUGAAGCGGUUCCCCCGCCGGCAGCUGGUCAUGGUUUCGACGACCGGCAUGGCGAUCUGCAUGUUCGUGUCCGGUUUGUUCACCCUCUGGAUCAAGGAGGGUACGACUACGCUGACGUGGAUACCAGUCGUUGGACUGCUGCUGUACGUGUGCUCCUCCAUGAUCGGACUCCUCACCAUCCCCUGGACGAUGACGGCCGAGCUGUUCCCGACGGACAUCCGCGGCAUUGCGCACUCCAUUUCGUACUCGAUGGCCAAUCUUCUGAUGUUCUUUGCCGUCCAGAGCUACCGAACCAUCACGGACCUGCUUGGCGGUGCCUACGCGGUCCAGUGGAUGUUUGCGGUCGUGUCGGUGAUCGGAUUUUUCUUCGCCCUCUUCUUCCUGCCGGAAACGCAGGGUAAGAGUUUGGCCGAAAUUGAGGCGUUCUUUGCGGGCAAAGCGCCAACGACACAGCGCACACCGGCGGCCGAACGAGCGGCCAAACCGUCCGUUACCGAACAUCUCAUACGCAGCCCGAGCCGGGAGGCUAAGCUUAAGGAGGUGGAACUGAUGCUGAAGAACAAAAACGGUGCAUAAAACGGGGCACAAGUGCCAGUACCGGGAUAGUAGGUUUCAAACAAAUCGAAAGGCUGGAAGUAUAUUUUGCGACAGUAUUCGAAAUGCUGUAGAGCACGAAAUCGUUAUGUACUUAAGUAGAAUGAGAACAAGAGAGUUAGUAAGAAGACACAAAAAAGAGAGAAAGAGAGCGUUGCUGAGGCCAGCUGCCGACUUAGACGCGUGUGUCCUUGCGCGGGCACAAGAGGAUAUAUACAUAUUUAUUUAUAGUAUUUUCACAUUUAGGUCACACAUUUCGUACAAUUUUCUCAAGCACCUGGAACUGGUAGUGCGAAACGUUUUCUCCGGUAAGCCACGGCGCUUAUCUGUGCGGAAGUAUUUUCUAUAUUGAUAAACUUUACUUUAGCCUGCCGCCACGCUGUGUGCUGUGUGAAAUUAUUCAGCGGACUGAGUUCAGCGAAGCCACUGAAAUGACGGCAAAACACAGCACCGCACUGAUGAAGCCAUUUAAUGCAAUCGAAGUUCAAACCCAGUGUAUUAAUCGUAUUCGAAGCAUUGCAAGUAUGUAGCCUUAAUGCGGAAUAAUAAACUGUUGAUGAA
Messenger RNA from Anopheles coustani, 2247 nucleotides. RefSeq names its product facilitated trehalose transporter Tret1-2 homolog. NCBI's taxonomy places the organism in Eukaryota, Metazoa, Arthropoda, Insecta, Diptera, Culicidae. The record is from RefSeq and is a predicted model, not a curated record. Gene Ontology annotation, molecular function: transmembrane transporter activity. The coding region runs from base 1 to 1668 and encodes 555 amino acids. The transcript has 6 exons. Gene Ontology annotation, biological process: transmembrane transport. Gene Ontology annotation, cellular component: membrane.